This is a messenger RNA of Pelodiscus sinensis (Chinese soft-shelled turtle), 3449 nucleotides long. Its product is annotated as V-set and immunoglobulin domain-containing protein 4-like. The record is from RefSeq and is a predicted model, not a curated record. Gene Ontology annotation, molecular function: complement component C3b binding. NCBI's taxonomy places the organism in Eukaryota, Metazoa, Chordata, Testudines, Trionychidae. Gene Ontology annotation, biological process: negative regulation of interleukin-2 production; negative regulation of complement activation, alternative pathway; negative regulation of macrophage activation.
UCCACAGGAGAAAUAAAUGAAAAACAUGAAAAGGAAGAGCAGAAAAAAUGGCAAGAAGGAGUUGAGUUGUUGAGUUUUAAAGAGACUCAAAGACAGCAGUUAUUUGAAAAAAAAAAUGAAGUGAAUGGCAAGUAGGUAAACAGACGCAAAAUAAACAUGACAUGGAAAAGGAAAGAUUAUUAGAAUCUUCUUAACUCCGUCCUUUGUUAGGCUCUUUCCCAUCCAUACUUGUGCUUUUCUUGAAAGAAGGAAGGGCAAGAGGAGCAGCAGCAGCAGCUCCAGAUCCCAGAUGAUAUAAUGAGUGAAGAAAAGGAAGUAUUGCUGACUUGGCUUCUGAUCCUGCAGAGUGGGUCUGUCUCACUGAGUUCAGUGUAAGAGAGAAGUAGCUGCAGUCCGGUGAGGAAUGGAAAAGUUAAUGUGGAUAGUGGCACUUGUGAAUUUUUUCACCUUCUGCAAUGCUGUCCUGGAACUGACGGGCACCCAUGACAUUAAAGGCACAUGGAAGAGUUCUAUCACCUUGCCAUGCGUCUACACUCCUUCCCAGGACUUUGUACAGCAAACAGUCAUUUGGACCCUGGAGCGAGAUCAAAGCCCUGCCACCAUCUUUCGAAGGGAUAGCUCUGGGGAUCACAUCAUGUUGUCACGGCACAGAGAUAGGAUCAGCGUCCCAAAAUACAAGCCAGGGGAUGUCUCUCUUGAAGUUGAGAAACUCGAAAUCCCAGACAGUGGACACUACACUUGCAAAGUCACCUGGAGAGCCCAGGACAACAGCCUGCUAACAAAGGAGAUAACCACUACAGUUAAGGUUGUUAAAGUUGCAGUGACUAAACCCAUCAUCAAACCGGGCAAUCUGGGCUUCACCGUACCGAAAGGGGCUAGCGCCAGCCUGACUUGUUCUGCCAAUGGGUCCCCACCUAUCAUCUACCGCUGGUUCAAGGGAGAGCCUGGAGGAAAGGCGGUGCACGUGAGCAAUCACGCCGUACUCAUGUUUGAUUCUCUGCAAAUGUCUGACACGGGGAAAUAUUACUGCGAGGCAGAAAACACAGCACCCUCCCAAGUAAUAGAGCAGAGUAAUACAGAGCAGCUGACUGUGGUGGAUCUCAGAAAACCAGCAACCACAGUACCCAGCUCUGAGACCACGGCACACACCACAGCCAAGCCUGCCUCAGAAAAAGAUGUGAGCAGAACCCUGGCAACUGGGAGUGACAUGAGACUUCCAGAGACACAUGAAGUGACGACGGGCAAAGGAGGCUACGUAGAAAGGGCAAAAAGUCAAGAUUUCCGGAGGACCAGCCUGCCCCUCUAUCUCAUCAUCCUGAUUGCUGUGCUCUGUGUAGCUGCGGUGUUUGUUGUCAUUGCUGUCGUUUUCUACAAGAGAAAGACCAAGGAGGAUAAUACAUAUGAAGUAACAUAUCAUAACUCGAGGAGUGAUGUGAAAAGACAGACUUGUUCAGGAGUCAAUGGCACGUGCAAGUAUGAAGAGGGAGGAUCCUCGGCCAAAAACCAUUGCUUGAUGGAUCCUAUGAAAGAGAACGUCUAUGAGGAAAACAUAGACUACGAGAUCCUUGUGAAUGCAAUGGAAUCUGAAUAUGAAAUGGGGGAUGUUCAAUAGCAAACCAGCCUUUCUAUGCAAGCAGGAUUGCUGAAGAUAGGGCUGGAGACCAGGGCAGUGACCCUUCAUCAAGGGAAACACUCCUUCCUGUCUGUCUUCUCCUCUGAUAAAUAUUCUGAACUCAUUCCUUUAUUUGUUCAAGGGGAACUGUGUCACCUUCUGCUUCUUCAGCAAACUGAGCUCUGUCUGGCCUUUGAUGCAGAAACCACCAGCAAGGCAGUUAAUCUGACUGGUGUAUGCAGGGAUUCAUUUAUAAGCAUCCUGGAGGACGGGGGUCAGCGAUCAAGGGGCUACACAAAAGGCUUGAAGCCACAGAGCAGGGUAAAUAGUGGAUUGUUACAUAUCUAGCAAAUGAUCAUGAAGACAAUAAAAAGAUCUAUAGUGAUAUGUGUACAUUCUCUGGCGUGAAAGUUAUUGAAUGUUCAGGGCCAGGGAGCUUUGUUAAAAGGAGGAAAGUUCUCUGGUUUCCUCCACUACAAUUAAACCACUGAUUUUACAUCCUGCUUGCACUCAGGUCUUCUCCCCAAAAUUUGGAGUGGGGAGGCAGGGUCAUUCCUAGAAGUUUUGGUGCUCUAUGCCAGCCCCAAAUGGGCAUGGGGCCUGAGGAGCGGGACUGUGAUCAAGGCUCUGGGGGUCAGGCCCAGAGCUGAGGGUAGUAGGAGCAGGGCAGGAAGGCAGAAGGGGUCAGGCCUGUCCCUGUUCUCACAGGUAGCAGCAGGAAACAGAGCAACCUGGAUCCAGCUCACUUUGCUCUUCAGACUCCCAGCUUCAGCAUUCAAGGGAGGGUGCUCAGGGGAAGGGAUGGAACCGUCCCCCAGACUCACUGGCGCUGGGAGGUGGAAUGAUGUGGCUGGGAGCUGGCAGAACAGAACGAGUUAGAGCUGGGUUACUCCACUUCCCACUGUUUGUCAGUGUGGCAUCAGGCCUUACUCCUCUUGCUAGCAUCAGGCCUCCUCCAGUCUCCUGCGCUGUGUCAGGGUAGGGGGUUUGGGAGAAGGGGCAGAUCUGGCACUACCCUAUAUGCAGCACACAGCUGCUUAGGGCACCACAGAAUUUGGAGCAAAUUGGUGCCCCAAAUUCUGUGGUGACCUAUGCAACUGUGUAUUUUGCAUAUUGGUGGGGACGAUCUUGUGGGGAGGGGUAGCAAAGGGACCACGACGGUUUGGUUGAUGUCCAGGGUGUGUCAAAUUGGAGCUGUUUGCUAGAAGAAAUGGCAUCUUUCUUUCCUAGAAAAUCAGAGUGGGGGAUGUUACAACUUGACUUGGAGAGGAAGGGAGGGGAAUAAGAACACAGUAUACUGUUCUUAGGAAUGUUGCAUAACUUUGUCAUCCUGAGUCAUAUCUUAGCAAGGAAAGGGAGGCUUGAUCUACUGAUCUGAGCAAAGGUUCAGGAACCAGAAUCUCCUGAGCUUUGACACAGGCUCUGACACUGGCUCACUGCGUAGCCUUUGGCAUGGGUCUCAAGCUGCCUGCACCAGUUAUUCAUCUGUGUUAUGGAGAUACUAAUACUGACCUAUCUCAUAAGGUUGUUGCGAGGCUUUCAUGUUUGUAAAAUGCCUAGCAUAACAAGUACUUGGUGAGUGCUGAGUAUUUUUACAUUCUCCCAUGGUAAAAGCAAAAGGAUAUCAAGGAGUCUAUUGAACCUGAACUUUGUUUACUUUGUUGUUUCAUUAAUCCAAUAUACAGUAAAACUCCAAUAGUCCGGCAUCCAAUUGUACUGUACUCUCGAUAGUCCGGCAUCAAAAUGGCAAGAGCCUAAUGAGUGAGCUUCAGUAAAAAAGGAAUCACAAGGCAGCAGCGGCAGCAGCUGAACCGAGCGAAACCAGAUGCAACUGAGU